This is a messenger RNA of Erigeron canadensis, 861 nucleotides long. RefSeq names its product cyclic phosphodiesterase. The coding region runs from base 74 to 736 and encodes 220 amino acids. Gene Ontology annotation, molecular function: 2',3'-cyclic-nucleotide 3'-phosphodiesterase activity. The record is from RefSeq and is a predicted model, not a curated record. NCBI's taxonomy places the organism in Eukaryota, Viridiplantae, Streptophyta, Magnoliopsida, Asterales, Asteraceae. The transcript is spliced from 3 exons. Gene Ontology annotation, biological process: cyclic nucleotide metabolic process.
AAAAUCAAUAAAAUAAAAUGGCAUAUACGAAGUACAUCUUCUCGAUUCCCGAUUCGUACAACCCGAUCAUCACAUGAAUGUGUAUCACAUCUCUCCAAACCCACGUUUAAUCCUUCUCUCUAUAAUCUGUAUCAUAUCUGUAUCUAUUUUCUUCAUUUCAAAAUCCUCCUUCUCAAUGGAAGAUAUACAUAAAGAACCCAAGAAAGACGUUUAUUCCGUGUGGGCACUUCCAUCGGAAGACGUAUCAGACCGGGUCAAGAAACUCAUGGUGGGUCUCCGAUCAGAGUUUGGUGGACCCCAGUUUGAGCCUCACGUGACUGUUGUUGGGGCUAUCAGCUUGACUGAAGAUGAGGCACGUGACAAGUUCAAGAAAGCUUGUCAAGGUUUGAAAGCUUAUAAUGCAAGUGUUGACAAAGUCGAUACUGGUACCUUUUUUUAUCAGUGUGUUUUUUUGCUGCUAAAUCCCACUACCGAGGUCAUGGAAACUGGGGCACACUGCUGGUCUCAUUUUGGGUUCAAGAGUUCAACUCCUUAUAUGCCACACUUGAGCAUUCUGUAUGCAGAUUUAACUGAUGAAGAAAAGAAGAGAGCUCAAGAAAAAGCUAAUGCUCUUGAUGAAAGUAUUAAAAGCUUGAACUUUCCAAUAACCCGUCUUGCUUUGUACAAAACUGACACGGAAGACAUAACCCUCAAGUCUUGGGAGAAGGUGGCUGACAUCACUCUACAGCAGAACUAGUUCUGUCUGUGUUGUAUUCCCUAGUGAACCUUGUAAGUACUUUUCUCAACUAUUUGCUCCAAAUAAAUGUGAAUUUCACAUAUUAGCUUCCACAGCGUUUAUAAACUGUACACUUUCAAUCAUCA